Diorhabda carinulata is the source of this 3193-nucleotide messenger RNA. RefSeq lists its product as uncharacterized. Bases 183 to 1010 code for a protein of 275 amino acids. The record is from RefSeq and is a predicted model, not a curated record. Lineage: Eukaryota; Metazoa; Arthropoda; Insecta; Coleoptera; Chrysomelidae. The transcript is spliced from 5 exons.
GUUGAACAGUCGAAGGACGAAAUUCCCGUAAACGCAAACGUUUAAAUAAAUUUCGAUUUAUCACGUUUUUAAUCAGUUAUACAUGAUUUAAAAUUACUACAGGAUGUUUUAUAAGUGUGUUACAAUGUUUCAUUCAUUUAGUUUCAUUUUGGAAUAGAUACGACUGUCAAAACAGAAUAAUAAUGGCUGACUACAAUUUGAAAACAAUAAACAUUUUAACUUUAAUCUUGUUGGUAACGCCAAUGUCAUUAACCAAAGAUGGAUCGAAAUCUAGACAGAAAAGAAUAUUAUGGGUUACACAAGAUGGACGUUUAGCACUACCACCCGGUACUACUUUGGUUAUAUCUCCUUCUCUGUCGCUACCGUUCGUGAGAUAUCCACCAGAAGGUUUUUUCUCUAAUUUGACCAUCAGUUUACCAUUCACAAUUGAUUUUAAUAAACUGGGAUUAACAGAUAACGAGAAUCCUUAUGGAGUUCUUCCACCGUUGUUAGCUAGGUCAAUGGGUCGAGCUGCUGGUACUAUCCUAGCUGAUUACAUUGGUGGAAUGUUGCGCAGGCGUGGAAAAAGAUCCACUGAAAAGGACGCUAAACCAAUGCCUCACGCUUUCCAUGGAGGAGAGAGGGCGCUGUUAUAUGUGAUGUUGGAAGAUUUAUUAGAUCAGUUCGGAAUGGACGGAAGGGCAUGUCUUUUAAGGGCUAUUUGCGAAGUUCACGCCCAUCCAAUGACAAAUUUUGGACUCGUCGGCGAAAUGUUGAAGCUCUUCUUCAGCGCAAGCAAAUCACCUUACGCCAAUAUGCUUACCGAGUACGUAGAAGCGGAAUAUGCUGGUACCGGUCAAUAUGGCGGACCAGCAGAAUGUUGGCCGUACAUGAAAGAUUGUCCUAAAUCUCUAUUUUUACCCAAACAUAACUUAUAUAACGAUGAGGAUAACGAAAUUCCUCACGAGGAUCCCGAUGACCUGUUAAAGCCGUCAAAAGUUACCUACAAUCCUUCUGUACGUAAUAUGUAGUACACCUGUCAACGGAAGUGAUAAAAACAGUGAUUAAAACUAAGUCAAAACAAAAAAAACUGAAAGUAAUUAAACGAAAUAAGGACGAAAGGAUAAUAAAAAAAAUGCUCAAGUGUAAAUAAUAUUUAUUUAAAUUUUUCUAAGGCCAAUUGCGUAUUGCUUUUUAUUGUGUUAUACAAGCUCAUUUGCAUAAUAUUAAAUUUUGCAUUAAGAAACAUCCUGUAUAUAUAUUAUUAAAUCGAUUUAUUAGAUCUAACUAUUCGUAUAAUUGUUUCGACUGAAUACAUUCUGUAUAUAUUUAUUUUCACUUCAUUUCGAACACAAAAAUUCUUAAAACGUGGCAACGUUGUAAUUGUCUACUUAUGGAUUGUGAUAAGUAUUUGCAGGAAUUGAAAAAAAAUAAAUAAAUAAAAUAGAAAAUAUAAUAUCUGCAACUGUAGCAUUAAUCAUUAGAUAAUUAAUUGUUUCGUUUUGAUUACAAUUGUCAUGAUUUGAUGAUAAACCAUACGAGGAAUCUAAUGAUAUCCGAUGUUGCCAGAGCUAAUUUUAUUUCAAAGAUUAUAGGAAAUGAAAAUGUCAACUAUUUUUGUAAUGUUAUUUUGAAUCGUAAAAAAAGUUAUAAUGAUAUACAAUGUUGCCGAAGUUAUUGGAAAGUUUCAAAUAUAAUAAAAAAAAGAAAAGUUGAUAAUAUUCGACGUUGCCAACACUCACACUACUUCCUCAAUACCAACUGAAGGAAGAAUAUACAAUAUUUAAUGAUGCCAAGUUUUACUAUAUUUCGGAGUUUAUUGGAAAUAAAAGUUUCAAAUAAAAUAAACAAUAAAUCGAAUGGAAAAUUUAAUAAUAUUCGACGUUGCCAAGGUUUACUGUGUUUCGGAGAUUAUUUGAAAUAAAUAAUCGAAAUGUCAUAAUUGAUGAAUUGAUAGAAGAAUUAAACAUUAUUCGACGUUGCCAAAUUUAAAUCUAAAUCGGAAAUUAUUGGAAAAUAACCAUUUCAAAUAUUUGAACGACAAAAUGAAGGAAGAAUUUACAGUUUUCGACGUUGUCAAAUUUCAUUUUAUGUCUGGUAUUAUUGGAAAUUUCAAAUAAAAUAAACAAUUAACCGAAUAGAAAAUUGAUUAUUCGACGUUGCCAAAUUUAAAUAUAUAUCGGAGAUUAAUGGAAAAUAACAUUUCAAAUAUUUGAACGGCAAACUGAAGGAAGAAUUUACAGUUUUCGACGUUGCCAAAUUCUAUUGUAUUUCGGAUAUUAUUGUAAAAUAAGAAUAGCAAAUAUUUGAACGACCAAUUAAAAGAGAGAAUUUACAAUAUUCGACGUUGCCAUGGUUAACAGUGUUUAGGAGAUUAUCGGAAAUUGAAGUUUCGAAUGGAAUAGACAAUAAAUUAAACUGACGUUGACAAAGGUCACUGUGUUUCGGAGAUUAUUGGAAACGAAUUAUUGAAAUGUUAUGAACGAUAUACCAAUCGGAAAUAGAUUCGCCAAAAUUAAAUUUAUUUCAGGGAUUAUUGGAAACUAAUAUUUAAAAAAUUAAAAACGACGAACCAAACAGAGAAUUGAAUAAUAUUCGACGUUGCCAAAUUUACUGAAGGGAGAUUUUACUAUUUUCGACGUUACCAAGUUUCAUUAUAUUUCGGAGUUUAUUGGAAAUAUAUAUUUAAGAAAUUUGCGUAAUAUUAAUUUUCAUAAGAAUAUUUAUAUUUUAUUUCAAAAAUUUGGACAUAAAAUCGUUGGUAUCAAACAUAUUUUAAAACAAACGUCUAUUUGGUCCGAUUUCGUAGUUUUUUUCCCAAUUUUUUCAACAAUAAUUCAUAACAAUUUUCCUACUAACGAUACCUAACCUCAAAACCGUAUUAUAACGUAAAAUAAUUAUCUUUCAAAAUAAAAUCGAAUACGAGUACUUUUAUUCAUCGAUAUUAUCAAGUUAUAGAAAAAAAAAGUACACAAAUAUAUACAGAGCGUAGUACAAUAUUUGUACAGAAAUUAAAAUAUGUAUAAUUUAUUUUUUUAUUUGUAUAAGAACUAAAAUAUCACCCUGUAUAAACUCGAGAGGAUUCGUUUUAUAAAUAUUUUCAUAAAUCUUCUCAAGUUUGAUGAGAUUUCAAAUUGAAAUUGUAAUAUCACCAUCACUAAAUUAAUUUUAGGUACUCCUUGUAAAUAUAUAUAUAUAUAGAUACAUAUACGAA